Messenger RNA from Scylla paramamosain (green mud crab), 1983 nucleotides. RefSeq names its product NADH dehydrogenase [ubiquinone] flavoprotein 1, mitochondrial-like (gene ND-51). The record is from RefSeq and is a predicted model, not a curated record. Bases 104 to 1492 code for a protein of 462 amino acids. Gene Ontology annotation, biological process: mitochondrial electron transport, NADH to ubiquinone. NCBI's taxonomy places the organism in Eukaryota, Metazoa, Arthropoda, Malacostraca, Decapoda, Portunidae. Gene Ontology annotation, molecular function: NADH dehydrogenase (ubiquinone) activity; NAD binding; FMN binding. The transcript has 8 exons.
CCAGAUGAAGUGGCCGCGCCGGCUAUUCGCAGGACGCAGGUCUUGGUCUGGGUCACUGGGUGGCGAGAUAGGAAAGGCAGACGUCGUGUAACAGCUGAUUGCAAUGGCAACUCUUUCUCGCUUUGCCCCAGUGUUAAGAACCACACUCAAUCGUGGUAUCAGCAGUAUUAUGGUGAAGAGGGACAGCUCAAAUAAGGUGUAUGGACCCUUAGCAGAUGAAGAUCGUAUCUUUACUAAUCUGUAUGGUCGCCAUGAUUGGCGACUAAGUGGAGCCAUGGGUCGAGGUGACUGGUACAAGACCAAAGAGAUUCUGAACAAGGGUCAUGAGUGGAUUCUUGGAGAAAUCAAGACGUCAGGACUACGAGGCCGAGGAGGUGCUGGCUUCCCCACUGGCAUGAAGUGGAGCUUUAUGAACAAACCGUCAGAUGGGCGUCCAAAAUACCUGGUGGUAAAUGCAGAUGAGGGUGAGCCUGGCACCUGCAAAGAUAGAGAAAUCAUGCGACAUGAUCCUCACAAGUUGGUGGAGGGAUGUCUGGUGGCAGGUCGGGCCAUGGGGGCCAGGGCUGCAUACAUCUACAUCCGAGGUGAAUUUUACAAUGAAGCUUCCAACAUGCAAGUUGCCAUCAAUGAGGCAUACAAGGCAGGAUUCCUGGGCAAGAAUGCUUGUGGAUCAGGCUAUGACUUUGAUGUUUUCAUGCAUCGGGGAGCUGGAGCCUAUAUCUGUGGGGAGGAGACUGCACUCAUUGAGUCCUUGGAAGGCAAGCAAGGAAAGCCACGCCUGAAGCCCCCAUUUCCUGCUGAUAUUGGAGUGUUUGGUUGCCCAACAACUGUAGCAAAUGUAGAGACUGUUGCUGUAGCACCGACAAUCUGCCGUCGAGGAGGAAGCUGGUUUGCCAGCCUGGGCCGUACACGUAACAGUGGCACUAAGCUCUUCAACAUCUCUGGCCAUGUCAACAACCCAUGCACAGUGGAAGAGGAGAUGUCUGUUCCCCUUAAGGAACUAAUUGAACGCCAUGCUGGGGGAGUCACUGGUGGUUGGGACAACUUGCUGGGAGUCAUUCCAGGAGGCUCAUCCACCCCAGUCAUCCCUAAACAAGUUUGUGAGGAGGCUAUUAUGGACUUUGAUGGAUUGGUGGCCUGUCAGACUUCUCUGGGCACAGCAGCUGUCAUUGUUAUGAAUAAGCAGACAGACAUUGUGAAGGCCAUUGCUCGCCUUAUUGAGUUCUACAAGCAUGAGUCCUGUGGCCAGUGUACCCCUUGCAGAGAGGGUGUCAAUUGGAUGUACAAGAUCAUGACAAGAUUUGUGAAGGGAGAUGCUCAGCCAGAGGAGAUUGAUGCCCUAUGGGAAGUAUCCAAGCAGAUUGAAGGGCAUACCAUUUGUGCUCUGGGUGAUGGUGCUGCCUGGCCUGUGCAGGGACUUAUCCGCCAUUUCCGACCAGUCUUGGAGGAGCGUAUGGCAAAUUAUGCUGCUGCUAAUGCUGUGGCUAAUUAGCAACACAGAUCUAUGUAGGAAUAAUUUGUGAUGUACAUAGUGGUCACUGUAAUGUAUGGGUAGCCAAUAUAAAUGUUGCUGUACUCAAAUAUCAAUUGAAGACAAUUUCCUUUUGAUCUAAUUGUUAAAUGAUUAAUUGUAUAUUUUCUUUAUUUUUUUUAUAAUUGUUAUUAUUUUUAUUUUAUUUAUUUUGUUUAUUAUUAAUAAUAUUUUUAUUUAUUUAUUUAUUUUUUUAUUUUUUUUUUGGCAUGGAAAUUUUUUUGAGUCUGUACUUCUCCUCUGGCUGUAUAUAACACAUCCUCAUAGCUUGGUUACAAAUUAGGAUCUGGUCAUAUUUGGUCUUUGAUAAUUAUGACAAAAAGAUGUGUAAAAUUUUCCCUACACAUUGCAGAAUCUUUUUGAAGUGAGAUUUAUUUAUGAACAUCAUGAAUUGUCUAAAGUUUAAAUCAAGCAUAAUUAGAAUAUGAAUAAACUUCAGUUGUUGUACUUAA